AUGGAUGGAUCCCUCGCAAGCCUUGGGCCAUCCGUGGAGCGCUCGGGUGAGCCAGCCCGGCCGAGGUUUCCUCCAGUAGGUGAGCGGCUACAGCAGCCUCUGACGCUGGCGCUGCUCCCGGCGAACGACGACCCAAGCCCCCGGAAGGCGCCCGAUUCAAGACGACCUGGGAGGCGCGCGCUGCGACGUCCGCUGUGGAGCCCUGCAGCCCCCACCUCACCCUCUCUCGUCUGCGCUCUGUGCAGGCGAUUCCGUGCCCUUGAUUGCUGCUGGCAUCCUGGGCCGUGGCGGCGGCAAACAAGAGGCGUUCGACGGGGUUGCUGGAUAGAACCUCCACCCGCCGCCGCCGCCGCGGCUGUAGAGUUGCCGCUGCGUGCGCAACAUGCAGCCACCGACGAACCCUGCCUGCAGGUCGCCGAUGCGGCACUGCACAAGGUUUGUACGUGCCUAUCGCCCCUUGCGAAAAAUGAUACCCGUAUUGCUACCUCGCCGCAGGUUCACUGCAGUGGUAUGCACACCGAGUCUUGCGCAGCUCCCGAGUGGUUGCGCGGAAGCACGUGCUUAUCGGUGCAGUGCAGUGCAGCACGCAGCACUGGCCGCCCACCGACAGCGGGACGCGCGCGCGCCCAAGCUCCCUUGCCAUGGCCAGCAGCUGGUCACCGCGCGCAUCUUGGGCCUGCGUUUCUCCAUCAAUCUCACGUCGUGUAG
This is a messenger RNA of Purpureocillium lilacinum, 708 nucleotides long. The record is from RefSeq and is a predicted model, not a curated record. Lineage: Eukaryota; Fungi; Ascomycota; Sordariomycetes; Hypocreales; Ophiocordycipitaceae.